This is a messenger RNA of Bufo gargarizans (Asiatic toad), 1368 nucleotides long. It is a transcript of the gene MDH2, whose product is annotated as malate dehydrogenase 2. Gene Ontology annotation, biological process: tricarboxylic acid cycle; malate metabolic process. The coding region runs from base 98 to 1114 and encodes 338 amino acids. The record is from RefSeq and is a predicted model, not a curated record. Lineage: Eukaryota; Metazoa; Chordata; Amphibia; Anura; Bufonidae. Gene Ontology annotation, molecular function: L-malate dehydrogenase (NAD+) activity. The transcript is spliced from 9 exons. Gene Ontology annotation, cellular component: cytoplasm; mitochondrion.
GUUCGCCGUAGCUCCGCCCCUUCGCUGUGGCGCUGUCUCUGCUCCUGGAGGUCGUUGAAGUCACCGGUUGCUCUUUGCGUCCGUUCCUGUAACCGCCAUGUUCUCUCGUAUCGCAAGACCCGCUGCGUCCGGCCUCAUCCGGGGACUCUCCACCAGCGCACAGAGCAAUGCUAGAGUCACCGUGCUUGGUGCGUCUGGUGGAAUCGGACAGCCUCUGUCUCUCCUUCUGAAGAACAGUCCCCUAGUAAGCAAACUGGCCCUCUAUGAUAUUGCCCACACUCCUGGUGUCGCUGCAGACUUGAGCCAUAUUGAAACCAGAGCAAAGGUGACAGGAUACAUUGGAGCAGAGCAGCUACCUGAAAGCUUGAAAGAUGCCGAUGUAGUAGUCAUCCCUGCUGGAGUCCCAAGAAAACCUGGGAUGACCCGUGAUGAUCUCUUCAACACAAAUGCAUCUAUUGUUGCUACUCUCACUGAUGCUUGUGCAAAAACGUGCCCUGAAGCCAUGAUCUGCAUCAUUUCAAAUCCUGUGAACUCAACAAUUCCUAUUACAUCAGAAAUCUUUAAGAGGCAUGGUGUUUACAAUCCUAACCGUAUUUUUGGUGUUACAACUCUUGACAUUGUAAGAGCCAACACCUUUGUUGCAGAGCUAAAGGGACUGGAUCCAGCUCGUGUGAAUGUUCCUGUGGUUGGUGGACAUGCUGGCAAAACAAUUAUUCCACUGAUCUCUCAGUGCACACCCAAGGUAGAAUUUCCACUAGACCAGUUGGAAACACUUACUGGCAGAAUCCAAGAGGCAGGAACAGAGGUUGUCAAAGCUAAAGCAGGAUCAGGGUCUGCAACACUUUCUAUGGCCUAUGCUGGUGCACGGUUUGUCUUUUCUCUGCUGGAUGCCAUGAACGGGAAGGAAGGAGUCAUUGAAUGCUCAUUUGUUAGAUCUGAAGAAACUGAGAGCACCUAUUUCUCAACUCCUCUGCUGCUGGGGAAAAAUGGUAUUGAGAAGAACUUGGGCCUGGGGAAACUGUCUGCCUUUGAGGAGAAGCUGGUGGCACAAGCAAUGGAAGAGCUGAAGGGGUCUAUUAAAAAGGGGGAGGACUUUGCAAAGAGCGUCAAGUAAUUGUUACCUGUACAGGAAGUCAGCCUUCAUUAACUUAUUGGUACAUGACACUUUAGAAGAGAACCUCAAAAUAUAUGCUGUAAAGAAGUCUUUCAUGUCCAGAAUGACUUCCUCACAGGAGUUUACUUCAGGGAGACUUCCUUGCAGCGUAUCUUAUGGGCUCUUGUGACAGCACUUAAAGCAAAAGCUUUCACCAUCAAAGCAAAUACUGUUGAGAUUGACAUCAUGGAUUAAACAUCAUAUUUUCUUUGUAA